AUGGGGGACGCUUCAGAGUCAGACCUUGAACGUGCAGAAGGAUUCAAGCUUCAGGCUAAUGAAGCAUUUAAAGGUAACUAGAAUUGAUUAAUCUUUUUUCCGCCAUAAGGGUUCAUUCUAUCAAUUCAUAAUAAAGAGGUAAUUUCCCGAUGUUUUAAGCUGGCAUGAAUGUGCUGCUUAGUAUCCUUAAGCACCAUACCAUUGGUGCUGUCUCUAUUCUAUCGUUCGGCCUUAAAGGAAUUUUUAUAUUGUUUUGUUCAUGCCAUUUUUUUCUAAUGAUCUGGGAUAUUGUUGAUUGUUUUCAGCUCACAGAUUUUUCCAAGCUGUCGAUCUGUAUAGUCAAGCAAUUGAACUGAAUGGCCUAAAUGCUGUCUAUUGGGCAAACCGUGCAUUUGCCCAUACUAAACUUGAGGAGUAUGGAAGUGCCGUGCAGGAUGCAACCAAGGCUAUUGAAGUUGAUCCUAAGUACUCUAAGGCAUGUGUUCCAACUGCUGUUCAUAUUAACCUCGCAUGUAGGUUUUUAAAUUGACCUGGAAAGUUAAUUUUCAUAUUUGACAGGGUUAUUAUAGGAGAGGUGCUGCCUACCUUGCAAUGGGGAAAUUCAAGGAAGCCUUGAAAGAUUUCCAACAGGUGCCCACCGUACUAGUGUGCUUCCUACUUAUGUGAUCUCAGACUAAGAACAUGUUUCUUGUUAUUUCGUAAUUCUUUUUAAUAAAAGUUUACCGAAGACAAUGUGCCGCUCAACAUUAGCUGAUCGACUAUUGUUUCACGAAGAAACCUGCUUGAUUGAGUUUGUGUUAUAUGGGCAUUGCAAUUAUCUAAACUUCCAUCUGGUUUCUUCUUCUUUUUUUUAAUAAAAACUCGAAAAAAUAGGAUUCAUGCCAAUGUAUAACGACUAUUGUUUCACGAAGAAACCUGCUUGAUUGAGUUUGUGUUAUAUGGGCAUUGCAAUUUAUAACGACUUACAUUUGCAUGAAUCCUAUUUUUUCGAGUUUUUAUUAAAAAAAAAAAGAAGAAACCAGAUGGAAGUUUAGAUAAUUGACACAACCAAAUAUUAAAGUGCAUUGAUGGCGGGAAAUAUUAUAAGUUUCAGGGAAGAUAAUGACUCUUCUGUGAGGGGUGUAAUAGUUGAUGCUAGAGUACCUUUUUGUUUUUGAAGCUAAAUAUGGAAAAUUAUAUGGAGUGGCAUGGGCUGUUGGAUCUGAUACCCUUUUGUAUUCUGAUUCUACUCCCCUGAUGGAGGAGCUAGUCUCCAGCUUUUCCUGCCUUCUUCUUUAUACUUUUUCAAGAAAUUCAGGCACCUUCUAAAGGACCUUUGCAGGUUUUAAGUACAUAUGACAUUGGUAAUUACAUAUUAAAUGGAUUAUGGUAGUUUCCCUGGUUCUAUUUUUGCCUCUUUUUUAUCUCAUGUUCCAAAACUAUUCCAAAUCUUCUAUUUUUUAUCUACUUUCCUGCCUUUUAUCAUUUAGUGCAUAUUAUCGUCAAAUUCUGAUUCAAUGGAUGAUUUUCCCUUGUCCAGAAUAAUACUAAUCCAACACACAACAGAUAAAUGUGACCAAUUAACCUGCUAAUAAAAUUACUUGUUACAAAUAAGAUCUUGUUGUUGCAUCAUUUCUUUUAUUAUACAUGUGCUUCACUUCAGGUGUUGAUAAUUCUUCAUGUGAAUUCCCAUAAGGAUAAAAUAUGAUCUCAUUAAUAUGUGAUGCAUUCAGUUGAAAAGGAUCUGCCCAAAUGAUCCAGAUGCCGCUAAGAAGUUGAAGGAAUGUGAGAAAGCUGUGCAAAAGAUCCGCUUUGAGGAAGCAAUUGCUGUGGAUGAUGCAUCAAGACCGUCGGUAGCUGAUUCUAUUGAUUUUCAUUCGAUAGGUAGUAUCUGAUUCUGAAUUGUAACCCCUCCCCCACCCCUCCUCUCUAUCAUCAUAGUUUCUCUGUUGUGCUGAUGUGGAAGAUGAUUUAUUACAUCUCUUGUUGAAAGCUCGUAAUGCUUUUUUUGUGGAAAUUUAUUUUAUUUAGGAAUACAUUUGAUCACUUAAUCUCCCUAAAAAGUAUCUUUCAACACCCAGAACUCAGAAUUGGAUCGGUAAUCCGGAUUGACCCGGGCCCAUCCAAUCUAGAAACUCAAGUAGGUCGCAUGAUGCAAUAAGAAUUGAUAUACCUGUUUGAUUAUUAUCCACUGCCUCCCUCCAUCUGACAAUCUAACAGUUUGCCCCUCACAAGCAUCGUGUUCCCUUGAUUGUCUUGUUAAUGUGGUCGUCUGGAUAGAUCAUUUCUUAAGAUGUUGAGCAUUGAUUCCACUCUAUUGUCUAGUCAAGUCUGAAGUAAUUAACAUGUGUCGAGCCAAAGAUACUACUUGUGCUUAGACUAAUCUCUUCCAAUAGUCAAUUAUUAGCAACAAACUUCUCUAUAUAACGUAGUAAUAUCAUAGAUAAAUGUCGAUUAACUUCUACUUUGGCUCAUUAUAUCAGAAUAGCAUCUUGUGCACGAUUUUUUGUACCAGUAAUAGUAUCUUAAAUUCCGCCAUUUUUUCCUUCCACGUAAUGUAAUCCGUGUUAGAUGGAAUGUGACGACCUCUUUUGAAUGCUGUCUCCGUUAGUGUCUCACAAGAUUCUUUUUCUUUGCGACUAGAUGUUGAGCCUCAGUAUGCUGGUGCAAGAAUAGAAGGAGACGUGGUAACUCUGGACUUUGUGAAGAAAAUGAUUGAUGAUUUUAGGAACCAGAAAUCCCUGCAUAAGCGGUUCGUAACUAUCAAAGUGUCAUCCCACAUUCUGUCUUGAAGCUUAGUCCGAUUAAUUCAUGAAAUCUUUUCAUAUUGUCUUGUACAGAUAUGCCUAUCAGAUAGUUUUGCAAACUCGGAAAAUGCUUCAAGCUCUGCCUUCUCUCGUUGAUAUAACCGUGGAAGAUGGAACUCAUUUUACAGUCUGUGGUGAUGUGCAUGGUCAGGUAAUACACGAGAUGUUAAUCCAGCAAUAGUUUUAUAUUUCAAUUGGAUAUCUAUCUCAAUAGUCUCCAAUGUUUUACUGAUAUUCCUCGAAAAUAAACCUGUCAUUAGGCUUGUAUCCACAGAAACUUGUAACACCAGUUCAAGCAUUUUUUUCAAUAUCUGAAUCCUCGCCUUUUUUAUAAUCUCGCUCUAUAUCCUCCGCCUCGAAAAUUCUGAAGUAUGCUGGUCUGAAAACCUAUUACCCAAGAUGGCAUCCUUUUGUCCUUGAUUCAUCACUGGAUUUUCCUCCUCAGUCAGAUAAGUAGUUGUCUCUUCGCAAUCCAUUAUGGUAGAAGUCGCCUUGCCACAUGAGAGAUACAAAUGCCUUCCGCCUAGUAGCGUUACCCCAUUUGGUGCUAUAUCUUGGAGGCUGCUUUGAUUUCUUUUCUGUGGUAAUUUUCGUUUAAAUAUACGAAAGCAUUUCCCAUAUUCAAUGCCCUGGGAUGCCAAAUUCAUUUCUUGAAGAACUUCAAUUCAUUAUUCACCCUGGGGAAGUGUACCUUAUUGCUGGGAAAGUUUGACUAUUAGUCCACAUAAUCAUAGACAAAAAAGCAUAUAAAUUUGUCAUUGCUGGGUUAAAAUGCUGGACAUCUUCUUUAAUCAAUGCCUAUGAAAAUCUUUCUUAAGAUAAAUGAUAAUCCAUUGCCUGUAGUUUAUAUUGCUUUUGUUUUGCCUCAAUUUUGGGCGUUACCUUGCAUGAAACGAACCUAUUAGAUGUAAUUAUCGUCCUGCAUUUUUGUCUUUUUUCACCUCUGGUUAUCUGACAUUGUUUACCUGGAAAAUUGCAGUUCUAUGACCUACUAAACAUAUUUGAGCUUAACGGGCUUCCUUCGGAUGAUAAUCCGUACCUCUUCAAUGGAGACUUUGUAGAUCGAGGGUCCUUUUCUCUGGAGGUCAUUCUCACAUUGUUUGCCUUAAAGUGUAUGUCUCCACAAGGUAAGUGAUUUUCGCAAGCCGGUAGACAGUAGACUCUUUCUUAUCUUAUGGUGAUUUGGGAAUUAUGAUAAUUUAUCUCUUGUACGUUUUAUCCUAUACUUGGGGAAGUAAUAUUUCUAUAUGGUGCGGUGCCUGUCUGUCUUCCAUUUAGAUUCUAGUUCAAACUUGUCGUUUCUAUCUGUCAGCGACAUAUUUUUUGUAGCCAUUCUUGCCUAGUGGAUGUACGAUAGCUGUGCUGUCAUGUGAGCUGCCCUGGGUCAUUUUCUCUAAUGCUUUUACUUUCUUUCGUUUUCUCCAUUUUUACCCCUGCUGUUGUGUUGAAGAUCCUUUCUGUUUUAAUUCAUCGUUUAAAUCAGGGCUGCUCCUGCAGCCAACUAUGAUAUGUCUAUUUGAGGAGAGAAAUUAGAGACAAUCUGGGAACAAUUUCUGCAUUCCACGUCGUUAGCAAUGCCAAUCUUUCAGAGAAGCAGUUUUUUUCUUUUUGUGCAACUAGGAGAACGGUAUGGCCUUAUGCCCCACAUGAGAGAUGCUCUAUUGAUCCUAAGCUCAAAGAGUAAUUAUGUAGAUACCCUUGAUGAGUUUUUUUUUCCGUGAUGUUCCCCACUGUUAUGCUUUCUGGAAUAUAUUGUUUUCCACUAGGAGGGCAUGAUUGUGUUCUUUAGUGUUAGGUUUUCUUAUAAAAUGUGGUCCGAUCACUUUCCAAAAUCUUGUAGUAGGCUGGAGGUUAUGAGUUGGUAUAAAAAGAAGAAGCUAUGAAUGCCAAUAAAUGAAUGAUCAUGCACAUUCACGAUGUUUGCAGCGACAUGAAUUUAAUGAAAAAGGAGAGGUUUGAUCAUACAUGUUCCUUAGGGCUUCAUACUUCACAACGCUGAAAACAACAUCCCAGCUCUGUAUUUUUCUGAAUCACGGGCUACUCUCAUUAUGCUCUUAGUUUCUGUCCUCUUUCUCUUGGGUACAGCUGUGGCUAAUUUGUCAAUCUGUUUGAGCAACAGAAACUGACUUCGGGGGAAGCAUGGUCUGUCUCGUGUGUAAUGCGUUCGAAUUUAUUUAUUUAUUUUAAUAGUUAUAUUAUGUUUAACUUUAUAAGUGUAAUCAAAAUUUAUGAAAUCAUUCAGUUGUGUAGAUGUCAUUGAAUCUUCAUGAUCGUCUGUGCUGACUGCUGUCGAAAUAUUUUCAGGUAUACACCUUGCCAGAGGGAACCACGAAAGUAAGAGCAUGAACAAAAUCUAUGGAUUUGAGGGGGAAGUCAGGUCGAAGUUAAGUGAAACGUUUGUAGAGCUCUUUGCAGAGGUUUUCUGUUGUUUACCUCUGGCUCAUGUCAUAAAUAAUAAGGUUCUUGUAGUUCAUGGUGGACUGUUUAGUGUUGAUGGAGUGAAACUCUCUGACAUCCGAGCAAUCGAUCGGUUUCAUGAACCUCCUGAGGAAGGUGUGUACGUUAGGCUGAUUUCUGUUUUUGAGAAAUUUCUGAAGGAGAAUGAUGAUGUUCUUCGUGAUUUACACAUGAACUAUGUCAGAUUUAAACCGAGCUAUUGACCCGACUUGGGAUCUUGGUUAUCUUUCUACAGUUGGGCUGGGGGUCUAGCCCACUGACACUCCUCUGGCUCCUUACCUCUCAUUCAUCCCAUUCUUUUUGUUUCUCUCUCUAACAGGAUUGAUGUGCGAGUUGCUUUGGAGCGACCCCCAGCCUCAGCCUGGAAGGGGCCCAAGCAAGCGAGGCGUUGGCCUGUCCUUCGGUGGAGAUGUGACUAAACGGUUUUUGCAGGAAAAUAAUUUAGGUGAGCUGCCCUAAUUAGCCCUCAAUCCGCCGAUUUUCUCUUUAUCCUCGUUAACAAUGCAUUAUUUAUUAUAUAUGAUACCUGCUCUUCCGCCAGAUCUGGUCGUUCGAUCCCAUGAAGUGAAGGACGAGGGAUAUGAGAUUGAUCACGAUGGGAAGCUUAUUACUGUCUUCUCCGCUCCGAACUACUGCGAUCAGGUGAAGAUAAUUCUCCCGUGCAAGCUUUCAGCUUUGGCUGAAGGGAUCUUUAUCUCGUGAUGUGGUGUGGAUGAGUGCUGUUCAUCUGUAUCAGCUCGUGAUAAUUUCUUUUAAAAGAUGGUAGAAAACUAUUUUGUUUCGAGGGAGAUUGUUUAGUUUAGUGGGAUUUAUGACCCAUGGGCGGUCGCUUGAUGCAGAUGGGCAACAAGGGAGCAUUCAUACGAUUCAAAGCCCCCCAAUUGAAGCCGGAUAUCAUCUCAUUCUCGGCUGUGGUGAGUGAUCUUAUUUCUUGAUGAUUCCUUUUUAUGACUACUCAAAUUCCCUCUCUCUCGAAUUUCUCUCUCUCUCGAAUUUCUUUCAUGGGAAUUCUGAACUGUCAAUUAUAAGUUUGGGUCUUCUUGAUCUGAUGGAGAAUGUAUGAAUCUUGAAAUCAUGCUAAUUGAAAAAAAUAUAUCUGGUCAUUAAUCCACCAAUCAUCAAGAUAUAAUUUGUCAUUAACAUUAUGCGUAUGUGUUUAAUUUUCUUCUUGCAGCCGCACCCGGAUGUGAAGCCGAUGGCGUAUGCGAACAACUUCCUGCGGAUGUUCUCCUGA
Spirodela intermedia is the source of this 6477-nucleotide messenger RNA. NCBI's taxonomy places the organism in Eukaryota, Viridiplantae, Streptophyta, Magnoliopsida, Alismatales, Araceae. The record is from the annotation of a GenBank genome assembly.